ACAACUGUAACCAUGACUAUGGGCAAGAUCAUCUUCUACGAGGACAGGAACUUCCAGGGUCGUUCCUAUGAGACUGGAAGCGACUGCGCUGAUGUGUCCUCCUACCUGAGCAGGUGCCACUCCUGCAGGGUGGAGAGCGGCUGCUUCAUGGUCUACGACCGCACCAACUACAUGGGAAACCAGUACUUUGCCAGGAGGGGAGAGUACUCUGACUACCAGCGCAUGGGCAUGAGCGAUUGUAUCAGGUCUUGUCGCAUGAUCCCCAUGCACAGAGGCCAGUUCAGGAUGAGGAUCUACGAGAAGGAGAACUUCGGUGGUCAAAUGCACGAGCUGAUGGAUGACUGCGACAACAUGCAGGACCGUUACCGCAUGAACGAAUGCCAGUCUUGCCACGUGAUGGACGGCCACUGGCUGAUGUACGAGCAGCCCAACUACAGAGGCAGGAUGAUGUACAUGAGGCCCGGCGAGUACAGGAGCUUCAGGGACAUGGGCAUGAGUGGCACAAGGUUCAUGAGCAUGAGGCGUAUCAUGGACUCUUGUUAUUAG
Scomber japonicus (chub mackerel) is the source of this 546-nucleotide messenger RNA. RefSeq names its product gamma-crystallin M3-like. Gene Ontology annotation, biological process: visual perception; lens development in camera-type eye. Bases 13 to 546 code for a protein of 177 amino acids. Gene Ontology annotation, molecular function: structural constituent of eye lens. The transcript has 3 exons. The record is from RefSeq and is a predicted model, not a curated record. Lineage: Eukaryota; Metazoa; Chordata; Actinopteri; Scombriformes; Scombridae.